CACCAACGAACCAAUCAGAUGCCAUAUUAUGUGCACCAAUCAGAACUCGCGGCUUUGGAAAGAAAUGUGUGCUAACACGCUUCACAAGUAAUCCAGUUAUGGUGUUUUCCUGCGCGACCGCUAUAGUUCGCCGUAGACAAGUGACCCAGUUCGGGGCAGCAACACACCCCAACGUCCGUUGAAGCUCAGCAUUGAACUUAGAUGUUUAGCUUCUAUCUCAUGAUCGUCCAGCAUGGGGGUACCAUUUCUCACCCGUCAUUUAUACCCAUUUGCGGAGUCAGUUGUGUUGGGGGAUAAUCCAGACACGCCGCAGAGCCCAAUGCCGUGUGCUAGAGAUGUCGUGAUAGACGGACCAAGUCUUGUGUAUCAUGUUUCUAUGCGCUUAUUAUCGCGGUGUGAUCCUGGCAUCCAAUACCCUCACCUACAGCCAACAUGCGACGAAGUAAGUUGCGCAGUCAUGAUGUAUCUCCUACAAUUGACCAUCCUUGGUGUAAAAAUACAUAACAUAUUUUUCGAUGGGGCACUCCCUGCUCAAAAACGGCAUACGCGUCUUGCUAGACUAGAGAGGUCAAGAAGAAAGCUCGAGUUGCUCCGGUCUAAAUCACCGUACGGCUUUCAGAGAUCUGAUAGCUCACAAAAAGCUCGAACAAUCAACUUCGAGACUGUUCUCCAGAGGCGGGCUCUACCUGCAAAGUUCAAUAAUAUUCCCGAAAGCCCUUUCAUUGUCCCUGCAGUGUUCGAAGAUCUCAAACAUCGAUGGUGCAGAAAGAAUAUUGCCAGCGUCGCCAACGAUGUCCCAGGCCUAGACAUUGCUUCCUUGGAUGAUUUCCCAUGGGCAGAUAUCGUGGCGAUGGUUCCAGGUGAAGCGGACAUGUAUUGUGCUCAGCGUGCUAGGCUCAUAGGUUCUGUUAUACUUACCAAUGAUUCGGAUCUCUUACUUCAUGAUCUUGGGUCCCUCGGAUCUGUCGUGCUCUUGGAUUCCGUCGAACUAGGAGUAUGCAGUGUCUCUUCGCCCCAACGCCUACAAAUACGGGCUCUAAGAUUAUGUCCAGCCCAGGUCGCCCAUCGGCUAGGCACAGUCAAUCUGCUUUCUUUGGCUUAUGAGUUGAAGACCCACCCGGAUACUGGAAUAAGACAGCUAAUACAGCGUUCAAAAUACAUAGACGGGUCCCCAGAAUAUAUUUCAGGGUUUCGUCUAUUUGCGGAGGAGUACGAGAGCAAUCCGAGCUUUGAGCGGGAAGCUGCAUGUCUAAGCUAUCCCCAAUGUUUUGAUCCAAGAAUUUCUGAGUUGUUCUCUCUCUACAGAGGAUGGGGAGCUCAAAGAUUCGAGGGACCCCCGCACAUGUAUCUUCUCGUUCUGAAUGAAGAUCCUACGAGACAGUGUGCAUGGGUCCAAGGCAAGGUGUACAGAGUCAUGGGGUAUUCCGCCCUUAAUAUGUCGUACGCCAUCAACGAAAGGUAUUCCUUUGUCGAUGAGUAUGUAAGGCGAGGAGGUAGAAUUACAGCUGAUCGUAUCUCAAUGAGAGAUAAGAAGUGGAUUAUGAUGGAAGUUCGAUCACUGUCUACUCUUUUGAACACAGUACGUGAUCAUUUGGGAAUUGAUAUGAAAUCUCCAAUUUACUGGAGAAUGUUCGCGCUCUAUGUGAUAUACGACGGGCAGACAGGGCCCCCAGCUCCCAGCAAGGAGCAUCUAACGCGAUUUCUCAGACUCGGUUACAUGGGCAAAAAGUUGCAUUGGACCGAUAUCCAUCUCCUAGCCCAGAUGCAGUCCGUGCUAUAUUCCCUCAGAAUUCUCAAGCAGUUACUUGGGUUUGCAGAUUUCAGUGGCGACCAAACCAUUCAAACAGAUUCCAUCUUGGAUAGCUUACCCCCCCUUUAUAUUCUGAUGCGGUCGGCACGCGAGAUGGCCGAGGAAUUCUCCAUCGGGUGCUCUGUCAGUGAACUUGUGAGUCGAUUCGUUCACCUCCUGGGACAAAGCCCGUACAGCGAAGACGCUGCCAAUUGUGAGACAGACUGGUGUGAGUAUGCAGAUGAUUCUGCAGAAAUCAAUGAAUUCUGUGCUAUCAGAGCUAGUCUCCCACCGAAGACUCCGUCAAACAUAUAUGAACUUCUUUCACAGGAGUAAUUAUAUACAUUUCUGUUCCUUCGAAAUAUCACUUGAUCUUUUAGUUGAAAAUGUUAAAACAACAAUCGGUCUAGGUUACGUAGAAGUCAUCACGAAAAUGUAUACAGUCAACGUGUAGACCGCAAGAAUCCCACAACUCCUCUGCAGUAUCCAACCAGGCCAGCUAAACGCUGUGCCUCUUGUUGUAGAGCCCGUUUCCAUUCGGCCAGGGCAGCCUUCAAAGCGUUGUCCUCGGCUGCAUCAGAACUAGAACAGUCUGCCACGAUAUCGGCAUGUAUUCUCAGAAAGACCGCCAU
Molecule: messenger RNA, 2421 nt
Organism: Aspergillus ibericus CBS 121593
Lineage: Eukaryota; Fungi; Ascomycota; Eurotiomycetes; Eurotiales; Aspergillaceae
Exons: 2
Coding region: 233-2125 (630 amino acids)
Source: RefSeq, a predicted model, not a curated record